CCAGAACUCAGUGCGAAACUUCUAUCUGCCAUCACAGAUGACCCCGAUAUCAAACAAGGCCUAUUCCCCUCACCUGGAGCGAAUCCGAGAACACGUGGAAAGACAAAAGCAGCCUACCAUUUAGCGCUGUGUGUCAUACUGUUCGAAGAAGAUGCAGAGUACAAGUUACCAUUCUCGCAAGCUGUGACUCCAAAACAGAAACAGACCUGGGCUAACAAGAUAAAAAACCGAAUAAAGAGAAUGUCCGAGAUUACACGAAAAUACAUGGAGGAGAUGGGUGAGACGGGUGCCGGCAUAACUUGUGAAGAUGAAAUCAACAUGAAUGUCAAAAAUGUGUUCACAACUAAAUGGGAAAUCAUCAAGGAGGUGUGCCCUUGGUUUUUUGAGAUGCGUGAGCUCAUUGCGGAGUGCCCAAACCAUGUUCCUGUCGGUCUCGGCAAUAGCGCAACAGGCUUUGACAUGACUGUCAUUACUGCUGGCUCUGAAUUUGAACCAAGCAGUGGGAUUGAAGACUGGGAUUCUGACACAGUGGGUAACGAGGAUUUUCGAGACCUUUCUGAAGGUGCCACUGAAGAGCUGGACAACAAAAAUACAUUCGACUCGAGCACAAUGUACUCACUAAAACGGAAGGCCUCAAUGAGUAGUGAAACACGAGACCAAGGCCUGGCAACUCCAAAGACAGGGCCACAACCAGGAAUAUCAAAGCCAGCUACACGAGCCCCAAAGAACACAGUCAAGAAGCCGAAGAAAGAUGAAUUUGUUGAGCUUGUACAGGCUGAGGAAAUGACGAGGCAGAAAGAGCUUGAUUUGGCGAAGGCAAAGGCAGAAAAGGAUACCGUUCGGGCCAAAAUCAAGCUGGCAAAGGUUGAGUUAGAGAAGGAAAAAUUGGCAGAUGCACGAGAACAACGACGUGAGAAGGCUGAAAGA
Molecule: messenger RNA, 927 nt
Organism: Suillus fuscotomentosus
Lineage: Eukaryota; Fungi; Basidiomycota; Agaricomycetes; Boletales; Suillaceae
Exons: 3
Source: RefSeq, a predicted model, not a curated record